Populus nigra (black poplar) is the source of this 2748-nucleotide messenger RNA. RefSeq lists its product as uncharacterized. Bases 1 to 2748 code for a protein of 915 amino acids. Lineage: Eukaryota; Viridiplantae; Streptophyta; Magnoliopsida; Malpighiales; Salicaceae. Gene Ontology annotation, molecular function: nucleic acid binding; zinc ion binding. The record is from RefSeq and is a predicted model, not a curated record. The transcript is spliced from 7 exons.
AUGGAAGAACAAUUCCCAAUUUCACAAUCUGCAAACACCCAAAGUCCCAAACCAGUUUCUCCCUAUUUCAACUUCACAGAUCCAAAUAAUCCAUAUCGUAUGGAAAAUGGGGACCACACAGCUUUGAUUCUUGUCACUAAACUGCUCACCACUGAAAAUUAUGUCACCUGGUCACGAGCAAUGUGUCGAGCACUUAGGGCGAAGAACAAGUUUGGCUUCAUUUCUGGAAUCAUUGCUAGGCCGGCAAGUGAGGAGGAUCCUCUGUUUGAAAUGUGGGAAAGGUGCAAUGACAUGGUGGUUUCUUGGAUACAAAAUGCAGUCAGUAUUGAUAUCAAACAUACUCUGGCUUUCGUGGAUGAUGCUCAAAUGGUGUGGACAGAGCUUAAGGAUCGUUUCACCCAACAAAAUGGUCCUCGCAUCUUCCAACUUAGAAGAGAUUUGGUUGUUCUUCAACAGGACAGGGACUCUGUGAGUACUUAUUUUGGUAAUCUUAAAACUCUUUGGGAUGAAAUGAUUAUUUAUAAUCCAAUGCCAUUAUGCACAUGCGGCCAGUUGAAAAUGUUGAAUGAGAGGUAUCAGAGAGAUUAUGCUAUACAGUUUCUUAUGGGUUUGAACGAUCAAUAUACUAAUGCUAGAGAUCAAAUCAUGCUAAUAGAGCCCCUUCCCAGCAUUAACAAGGUGUUCUCAAUGAUCCAACAACAAGAGCAGCACCACCAACUCGCUAACAACACUCCUUCUUGUGAGUCUAUGGCAUUGGCCAGUAAGUUUUUCCAUGCCCCUUUUAACACAACUAAGAGAAAUUUCACAAACCAGAGGAAAAAAAGGCUUUACUGUCCACAUUGUCACACACAAGGUCAUACACUCGAAAAUUGCUAUAAGGCUGGAAAUGCUGAGCCUCCAGUAUGUUCUCACUGCAAUAUGAGUGGUCACAUGGUUGAGAAAUGUUACAAGCUUCAUGGGUAUCCCCCGGGUCACAAGCUUUACAAAGGAAAAGUUACAGGUUCUUUUGCUAAUCAAGUUGUUUUGUUGACAAGUCCUUAUCAGGAGAAGGUGAGUGAGGAGAAAAUGGUUUUCACCAAAGAGCAAUAUCUUUAUCUCAUGAGCCUUAUUCAGCCCAAAGGGGCUACAGACCAUAUGAUGUGUAGCCCUUCCUUUUUCACUUCUAAUAUUGCAGAGGUAUCCUAUAGGGACCUUUCCACCUGGACCACGAUUGGAAUUGCUGAAGUGAGAAGUGGCUUGUAUCACCUUCUUCCUAGAGUAGUUUCUCUUUCAUCAUUGGCCGACCUUCUAUCAUGUUUGUCUCCAAAUUUCCCUUCAGUUGCUAUUUCUGUUCAAAGUAGUAUAAAUGUGAUUGAUCUUUGGUAUUGUCGCCUUGGUCAUAUUUCUGAUUCACGAAUGAAAUUGAUAGAUGAUCCUGCUUACACUGUGAUAUUUGGGGGCCAUGUUCCACUAAUGCUUAUGAUGGUUCAAGAAUUGCAAGCUUUGGAAGAGAAUCAGACUUGGAUUCUCACUGAUCUACCUCCUGGGAAAGACACCGUGGACUGUAAAUAUGUCUACAAAAUAAAGAGGAAUUCAGAUGGCAGUAUAGAGAGAUUGAAGGCCAGAUUGGUUGCUAAGGGGUGUACUCAACAAGAAGGCAUCGAUUAUCAUGAGACUUUCUCUCCCGUAGCCAAGACGGUGACUGUGCGAUGUCUUUUAUCAGUUGCUGCUGUUCGUGGUUGGCAUUUGCAUCAAUUCGAUGCUAGUAGACAAUGGAAUGCAAAACUCACCUCGUGCUUGUUGGAUUUUGGUUUCUCUCAGUCAAAGGCUGAUUACAGCCUAUUCACCAUGUCCACUAGCACUUCUUUCACUGCCCUUCUUGUUUAUGUCGAUGACAUAAUCCUUGCCAGUAGCUCCAUGGACAACAUCACUAUAGUCAAGGAUUGUUUGCAUGAUAGGUUUAAGAUCAAGGACUUAGGUGCUUUGAGAUUUUUUCUUGGAAUCGAAGUGGCAAGAUCACCUACAGGAAUACACAUCUGCCAACAAAAGUAUGCUCUUGAUAUUCUAGCUGAUUCAGGGAUCUUGGGUUGUAAGCCAGUCAAGAUUUCUAUGGAACAAAAUUCCAGGCUAUGCAAAGAUGAAGGUGACUAUUUGGAUGAUCCCUCUAUAUAUAGAAGACUCAUUGGCAGAUUGCUUUAUCUCACCAUCACCAGGCCUGACAUUAGUUACCCAAUCCAAAUUCUGAGUCAGUUUAUGGAUAAACCUUCCAAAACUCACUUGACAACUACUCACAAAGCUUCAUGCCCUGAUACUCGUCGGUCAGUAACAGGAUAUUGUGUUCUACUUGGCCAGUCUCUCAUUUCCUGGAAAUCAAAGAAACAGAGCAUAGUAUCUCGGUCUUCUGCAGAGGCAGAAUACCGUACCAUGGCUGCCACAGUCUCUGAGCUCACUUGGCUUUGUUUUCUACUUUCUGAUCUGCAUAUCGAACACUCUCAGGCAGCCACUCUUUACUGUGAUAAUCAAGCUGCAAUCCACAUUGUCUCAAACCCAGUUUUCCAUGAACGUACGAAGCACAUUAAGCUGGAUUGUCAUCUCAACAGAGACAAAAUUUUGGAAGGAUCCAUUGUCACAAUGCAUGUCCCUACUCACCUUCAACGAGCUGACCUUCUUACAAAGGCACUUCCCUCUUCCCUUCUGCGCUCUCACUUACUCAAGCUGGGAAUUGUCAACCUAUAUUCUCCAUCUUGUGGGGGGUAUUACGGGACAUAA